This is a messenger RNA of Ceratotherium simum simum (southern white rhinoceros), 911 nucleotides long. RefSeq names its product nucleophosmin/nucleoplasmin 3 (gene NPM3). Gene Ontology annotation, biological process: chromatin remodeling. Gene Ontology annotation, cellular component: cytoplasm; nucleoplasm; nucleolus. The record is from RefSeq and is a predicted model, not a curated record. Gene Ontology annotation, molecular function: chromatin binding; RNA binding; histone binding. Lineage: Eukaryota; Metazoa; Chordata; Mammalia; Perissodactyla; Rhinocerotidae.
CAGACAAAUCUUGCAGCAUGGCCGCCGGCGCCGCCGCUGCCUUAGCGUUCUUGACUCAGGAGAGCCGAUCCCGGGCUGGGGCGGUCGGGGCUCUGCGGGUCCCAGCUCCAGUUACGAUGGACAGUUUUUUUUUCGGCUGUGAGCUCUCCGUCCACACCCGCUCUUUCACCUUCAAGGUAGAGGAAGAGGAUGAUGCGGAGCACGUGCUGGCUUUGACCAUGCUCUGCCUCACCGAGGGGGCCAAAGAUGAGUGUAAUGUGGUAGAAGUCGUGGCCCGGAACCACGACCACCAGGAGAUUGCAGUCCCUGUAGCCAACCUCAAGUUGUCCUGCCAACCCAUGCUCAGUUUGGAUGACUUCCAGCUCCAACCACCAGUAACCUUCCGCCUGAAGUCAGGUUCUGGCCCUGUGCGGAUCACUGGGCGGCACCAGAUUGUUACGAUAAGCAAUGACGUUUCUGAGGAAGGAGAGAGUGAAGAAGAGGGGAGUGAGGAGGAGGAAGCUGAGUUGUGUCCCAUCCUGCCUGCCAAGAAGCAGAGGAGCAGGCCCUAGCCCUCCUUGGUCAGCUAGCUGCCUGCCACAUGCGCCAUGCACCAUGUUCCUGUACAAGUUUCAAGAAUUUUAACUGUGUCUUCUCCGUUGAAGAGAAGGGGUGGGGAUGAGGGGUCUGGGGCUGGUGCUAGGAGACAGGGGGUCCCAUUCUCCACAGGGUCCUGGUGUUCUUUUAAUCCUAUACCAUGCCUGGGCUUUUCUCUAGGAGUGGGAGGACCUCUGAACUUCUACCCUGACCCUCUCUCCCCACUUGCCUAUGAGGUUGAAGGUCAGCAUCUGAAGCUCAGGACUGCACAUUUUUAACACUUUUUACAUUUUGGAUAAAGGUUGAAAUAAAGUGGUGUGGAGUUUUUUUUGCAA